CGAUGCCCUGCAAUAACACAUGAUCUCAAGUUUCCUGGAAUCGUGGUUGCAGCCAUCGGGACAAGAAGAAGACAACAAGCUCACCACUCGCUGCCCUCCCCCCCUCCCCCAAUUGCUUGCUCUGUUGCAAGCGGCUCGUGAACCGUGACUCAAGUCGCCCGUAUCCCCAUCAUUUCCUCACUCGCACACAGCAGCAAACACAAACAAGUCCACUAGCACCGCGUCACGACAAGACCACCACCACCACGCGCCAGCAGCUAGCUCCGUGCCCUCCGACUCAUCUUGCAUUUGUGCAUGCACCACCUCGCCACCGACGCCGUGGCGGCACACACAAAACACAACCUCGCCUCCUGCGUGACGGACGAAGGCGUUGUCAGUGACACCAUGGACCUGUCUAGCCACGCAAACACCCCUCCGAUCCCCGAAGCGCGCCAUCAACCAACACAAGCAGAACAGCACGCCGCCAGGGUGUCGGCGCGCUUGGCCCAGUGCCUGCGCAUCCGCGAGGAUGCAGUGCCCCUCUCCGUGUGCAGCGGUGUCAUUACCGUGUCCCGCAUCUGGCUUCGCUCCUCUUCCCACACCCACUCCCUGCCUUCAUCGCCGCGGUCAUCUGUCGCUGGCGACAAUUACACGCCGAGGAGUGCCACAAGCACCAUGCGCAAAGUCAAGUCCCAUAACGCAUCAGAUUCCCACCACCACCGCCACCGCCACUCUCGACGCAAGCCAAAGGAAUUGUGCGAUGUUCUGCGGGGCAGCCGAGGACCCCUGCCUCUGCUGGACGCCACAUACACCCCAGAUUGCUGCAACGAUGAUGCCGAUUUGGCUGACCGCGCUAGCGACAUUCAGUUCGUGCUGGGUGCCAGCCGUGCCAGGGCGGAGGCCAUCUUGACCACGGGCGCGCGCCUGCGUGAAGACCCGCAGCUCUCAUGGCGGUUCUCCCCCCACGACGCAGAGCAUGACGAAAUGUGCUCCUGGCGAGAGCAGCUCGGGCGACCAGAGAAGCUGAUGAUCUGCGUCGUCUCAGAGGACGGCUUUGACCUGGACCACCCAGCCCUGCACGAGCCCAACAUUGCCGUCACCGUGCUCACAACCAACAUGAAGCUGGCCCAAAACGUCAUCCGCUACCGCCGCAACCAUAGGCAGUUUGCUGUCUCCUGCUCCCGCGAGCUCUCCGCAGCGGAGGCACUCGACUGGGCACGCCAUCGCUACACGCACGUCACCGUCGAGGCUGGGCCUCAGAUGACAAACUUCCUGUUCCGUGGCCCGGCGCCCACGCCCGUGCUGUUCGACAGCGUGUGGAUGGCCGCCUUUCGCUGCAAAUCGCUGCCCCACCACGUGGCCCUGCACCACGGCAUCAACGCCGAGGAAAUCUCAGACUUUUUCGAGCAGCAGCACACACCCAAGGCCGGUGCUGUACAGCGCUCACGGCAGAAGAGGAAAGACCAUCAGGCUGGCCAGCAGCACGCUCACUCGCCGCAGCAGCAUCUGCGCGCGGGCGGCGCGCUCCGUGCACCCUCCACGUCCACCUCAACAUACAACGCCUCCCACUCUUCUGAGUCGUCUGGUCUGGGCGCCCACCCGCCUCGGUACCCCGUCUCUGUCGCCACGCGUCAGUCGUCGACAAGCACCGCCACAUCACCCAGACCUCGUUUUCCUAGUGACACAGACAGCGCGCGCAGCUUCGACCAGCGCAGCGCCACAAAGGCACCGCCGCUGUCGUCUUGCUCCUGCUGGCAGAUGGGCGCGUUCCUUCGCACCCUGGACGCCCCCGGCCGCAUUGAACACGCGCGGCGCAUCUUUCCUAAGGCCCAGCAUCAAUAGCACCAGCACCAGCACCAGCACCAGCACCAGC
This is a messenger RNA of Salpingoeca rosetta, 1852 nucleotides long. RefSeq lists its product as uncharacterized. Bases 295 to 1821 code for a protein of 508 amino acids. Lineage: Eukaryota; Choanoflagellata; Craspedida; Salpingoecidae. The record is from RefSeq and is a predicted model, not a curated record. The transcript is spliced from 2 exons.